This is a messenger RNA of Frieseomelitta varia, 2004 nucleotides long. Its product is annotated as homeobox protein ARX-like. Gene Ontology annotation, biological process: regulation of transcription by RNA polymerase II. The transcript is spliced from 3 exons. Lineage: Eukaryota; Metazoa; Arthropoda; Insecta; Hymenoptera; Apidae. Gene Ontology annotation, molecular function: DNA-binding transcription factor activity, RNA polymerase II-specific; RNA polymerase II transcription regulatory region sequence-specific DNA binding. The record is from RefSeq and is a predicted model, not a curated record. Bases 351 to 1100 code for a protein of 249 amino acids.
UGUGUUAAUAAACAUAUGGGGAAAGUUAAAUAUACCGUUUUUCUACUGUACACUCAUGCUAUUGAUUCGCGGUGUAUAAGCAAUACAUUUUUGAGGCUUCACUACCCCUCUUGAGGGAGUUCAUGUUGAAUAUACUCGAUCCCCUACCCUAUCUACGUCGUACAGGUGUAAGGAAAAAAAGGAGGAAAAGAGAAAAGAAAUAGCAGAGUUGCGGAGUCGCUGUGGUACCCACACGAACUUCUCAACCUGGUAGUGAUUCAAUUACCAUUAGCCCUAUCUUUCAUUCAGUGUACCGUCUGUCUCGUCUAUUUUGCGACUAAUUAAUUAAACGACGGAAGCCAAAUAUUGCAAUGGAUUUAAAGGAAGAAGACGAAAGUGGAAACGAGAAUAGCAGGCAACUAUUUUUGGUGGGUGCACCGCGUGAUCCUCUAGUAUCCACUGGGGCGAUCGUGGCUUCCACUGCGGCACCAGACGAGAUCAACCCCGGAGGAGAUCUACAGUCGACUGCUCUGGCUGGUCUGAUAGGCGCUCAAUCUUCUUCAGUUUGCUUUCCUACAAAAUUCUCGUACGACUUUUCACCAAGUCCGGGAAGCGAAGACAGGCAAUCGACUGGAGUUGGAAAAAGAAAGCAGCGGAGAUACCGCACCACGUUCACCAAUUUUCAAUUGGAGGAAUUAGAAAGAGCGUUUCAGAAAACACAUUAUCCUGAUGUAUUUUUUAGGGAAGAACUUGCUCUACGUAUCCAAUUGACGGAAGCCAGGGUGCAGGUAUGGUUUCAAAACAGAAGAGCAAAAUGGCGAAAACAAGAGAAACAAUGUAAAGUAACUACUCACUUGACUUCGCAUUUACCACCUUCUGAAUGUCAAGAAGUGCAACAACAGCAGCAACAGCAGCAACAAUCAGAUCAUUUAUUACUGGAACCACCAUUGGGCAGUCCACCGCCUAUAUACCUUGGCAUGGAAUGGGCAGGCUUUUCGCCUUAUAGCAAUACUGCAUCACCUCUUGUGGUUAACAGCAUGAAUAAGCCAUUAGAAUCAGAAACGGAUGACAAUCCUUUGCUGGAUCCAGAACUGUUGCAAUUAAAAACUCCACGUUCCUAAUAGUAUCAACCUAGAUCUAUGCUGUAGUGGAACUCAUUAAUUCCUUAUAUUACGUAACAUUUUUAAAGAACAGAGAAUGUCUGAUGCAAACAAUUUUUUGCAAUGUCACUUAAAUCUAUGUAUCGUGCAAUAUAUGGCUAUCAAAAGUGUUAUACAUAUUACUACCAGUUUUAACUGGUACGUACGGGACCAGAGACUUAUUAUAAACAAGAUAAAAAGUAGAAUUCAAAAUAUAGAAUUCAAAUAUGCUUGGAAUACUGUUACAUAUAGAUUUUGUAAAAAUAUAUUGAUUUAUUCUUCGUAUAGAUUCAAUGAAUCUGAAAACGUGUAGUGAAACGAGUAAAUUUUUACUCUUGGGAAACCAAUGAAAUUGUCCCAGCAUAAAAUAGUAACAUCAUCUUUAUUCCGUGCACAUAUAUUACAAGUCAUUGAAUCAACUAAGUUAUUAAUCGAUUGAUUUAGGGGCAAUAAAGCAGUUCAGGAUGCUUUAUUUGAUCUUUCAAGUAAGAUUCAGGUUUAAAUGAAAGAUAUCUUUUGUUUCCACAAAAACAAGUUUGAUAAACUUACUCAAAUAAAAUUUAAUAUAGUUAAUCGUUUUAUUGAAAUGUUAGCAAAAACUAUCGUGUUAUGAAUGAUCACAAAGCACCCUGAAUAAAAUAAAUUAAUGAUUGUGUCAGAUGGUACGAUAAAAUCAUGCGACGUACGAAUACUCAUCUGCAUUAUUUGGCGUACGUUCGAUAUAUUGCUUAUCUAUAAGAGCUUCGAUACAUUUUUUGAUCAUGCUGAUUGAUGGUGCAAAUGUAACCUUAGAUUGACUUAGUACCUGGAACCAAAUUAUUAUGUUCAAUUACUCAAAAACGAUUCCUACGUUUCAUAUAAAAAAAAAAUCUCACCUCUUGUACUA